AUGGCGGCAGAACUAUCGAAACAAGUGGUUGAGGCUCUGAAAAUGGACAUGGAAAUGACCUUUUGGACGAAUUCCACCUGCGUCCUCAGAUGGAUCAAGGGUGCGCCGUCAACAUGGAUAACCUUUGUAGCUAAUAGGGUAGCAAAAAUCCAAGUGCUUACCGAAAAUAAGAUAUGGCGGCAUGUUCCGGGAUUAGAGAAUCCUGCCGAUCUUACCUCACGGGGAAUUAACCCGAAUCAAAUUCAGAACAACGUUCUUUGGUGGGAAGGCCCCGCGUGGCUCAAAGCAGAAAGGGAAUUCUGGCCAGAGCAGCCAGCCGAGUCUAUUACAGAGGAUGUAACCCGAGAAGCUCGUCGUUCGGUUCUGCAUUGCACAAGCCAGCAGGAAGCAUUUAGCUCUUGGUACGUACGGAAAUUUUCGACGUUCACAGCGCUUUUGAGGUGUACUGCACACUUUUGUAGACGUCUGGAUCGUUCCAAAGGAGUGGAGCGAAAUGAACGGAGUGGCUUCUUAAAGGCAUCGGAGCUGAAAUUGGCAGAGCAGAUGUUGAUUCGUUGCGUGCAGAGAGAGGUAUUUGUGAACGAGUGGAAGGCACUCUCGAACAAUUCAGUUGUACAACGGAACUCACCGUUACGCUGGUUUAACCCGGUAAUGUCAGAGGAGAAACUAAUUAGAGUUGGAGGACGACUAGCCAAUUCACUUAGUAACGAGGAAACUAAGCACCCCGUCGUGCUCCCAGCAAGGCAUCCAUUCACAAGGCUUCUUCUUGAGCAUUACCACCAUAAGUUACUACACGCAGGUCCGCAAUUACUGCUUGGUACGAAAUCCAGCAAUUUCAGCGCGGGCGAGGAUGUUGGCUACUUCGAAUAUCACAACCGUAGUAAAUAUCACAAACCACAGCGAACCACCCCUGUCGGUAUUCAACAACAAUUGCUGCAUGGGACGUCAGGGCGGUGCGAUGACAAGCAACUGCAUAAGUGUCACCAGCAUCAGUGCAUCAUCAUCCCGGAGGUUGUUACGGACCGUUUUCGUGAUGUUCCACCUGAGAAGAGCGGAUUUCUUUGGCGCCGGUGGCUUCUAGAGCUGAACAAAACCAGUUAG
Messenger RNA from Wyeomyia smithii (pitcher-plant mosquito), 1101 nucleotides. RefSeq lists its product as uncharacterized. Lineage: Eukaryota; Metazoa; Arthropoda; Insecta; Diptera; Culicidae. The coding region runs from base 1 to 1101 and encodes 366 amino acids. The transcript is spliced from 2 exons. The record is from RefSeq and is a predicted model, not a curated record.